Molecule: messenger RNA, 4895 nt
Organism: Phacochoerus africanus (Common warthog)
Lineage: Eukaryota; Metazoa; Chordata; Mammalia; Artiodactyla; Suidae
Gene: UBTF
Product: upstream binding transcription factor
Exons: 21
Coding region: 456-2750 (764 amino acids)
Source: RefSeq, a predicted model, not a curated record
CGCAGGAGAGAAGCAGGAGGCAGGAGGCAGCAGGGAGGGAGCAAUGGGAGCGGGAAGCCGGCAGGUUCCCUCGCAAAUCCCCCUCCGGCCCCACGUCGCCUCGCCGGCCCCGGCAGGGGAGCGAGGAUCCGGGCAAGCAGAUGGAGGAGUGGAGCUCGCUCUAGGCAGCGGGCUUGGCCGGAGAAUGGAGGAGCCGCCAAGCGAUCGGCUGAUUGGAAGAGAAACGCAGAGCGAUGGAGGCGGGGGUAGGAGGACGAUUUCUCUGCGGGGACUGGCGGCGGCGUAUACGCCCGGGUCGGGCGCUGCAGAGCUUGGCUAGCUUUCAACCCGCGCUCGCCGGCUACAGCCCCGCGCGCCCCCACCCCUAGCCCUCCCGGCGGCUCCGCAGGUGAGGUGGCUUUGACCCCGGCCUGCCUGGCCAGCACGACCCGAGGAGGUGGCUGGACGGCUGGAGAAUGAACGGAGAAGCCGACUGCCCCACAGACCUGGAAAUGGCCGCCCCCAAAGGCCAAGACCGCUGGUCCCAGGAAGACAUGCUGACUUUGCUGGAAUGCAUGAAGAACAACCUUCCAUCCAAUGACAGCUCCAAGUUCAAAACCACUGAGUCACAUAUGGACUGGGAAAAAGUAGCCUUUAAAGACUUUUCGGGAGACAUGUGCAAGCUCAAAUGGGUGGAGAUCUCUAACGAGGUGAGGAAGUUCCGAACGUUGACAGAGUUGAUCCUCGAUGCUCAGGAACAUGUUAAAAAUCCCUACAAAGGCAAAAAACUCAAGAAACAUCCGGACUUUCCAAAGAAGCCCCUGACCCCUUAUUUCCGCUUCUUCAUGGAGAAGCGGGCCAAGUACGCAAAACUCCACCCUGAGAUGAGCAACCUGGACCUGACCAAGAUUCUGUCCAAGAAAUACAAGGAGCUGCCCGAGAAGAAGAAGAUGAAGUAUAUUCAGGACUUCCAGAGAGAGAAACAGGAGUUUGAGCGAAACCUCGCCCGAUUCAGGGAGGAUCACCCCGACCUAAUCCAGAACGCCAAGAAGUCGGACAUCCCCGAGAAGCCCAAAACCCCCCAGCAGCUGUGGUACACCCACGAGAAGAAGGUGUAUCUCAAAGUGCGGCCAGAUGCCACUACGAAGGAGGUGAAGGACUCCCUGGGGAAGCAGUGGUCUCAGCUCUCGGACAAAAAGAGGCUGAAAUGGAUUCAUAAGGCCCUGGAGCAGCGGAAGGAGUACGAGGAGAUCAUGCGUGACUAUAUCCAGAAGCACCCCGAGCUGAACAUCAGCGAGGAGGGCAUCACCAAGUCCACCCUCACCAAGGCCGAACGCCAGCUCAAGGACAAGUUUGAUGGGCGACCCACCAAGCCACCUCCGAACAGCUACUCGCUGUACUGCGCAGAGCUGAUGGCCAACAUGAAGGACGUGCCCAGCACAGAGCGCAUGGUGCUAUGCAGCCAGCAGUGGAAGCUGCUGUCCCAGAAGGAGAAGGACGCCUACCACAAGAAGUGCGACCAGAAAAAGAAAGAUUACGAGGUGGAACUGCUCCGUUUCCUAGAGAGCCUGCCCGAGGAGGAGCAGCAGCGGGUCCUGGGGGAGGAGAAGAUGCUGAACAUCAACAAGAAGCAGGCCACCAGCCCAGCCUCCAAGAAGCCCUCCCAGGAAGCGGGCAAGGGCGGCUCAGAGAAGCCCAAAAGGCCCGUGUCCGCCAUGUUCAUCUUCUCGGAAGAGAAGCGGCGGCAGCUGCAGGAGGAGAGGCCCGAGCUCUCAGAGAGCGAGCUGACCCGCCUGCUGGCCCGCAUGUGGAACGACCUGUCCGAGAAGAAAAAGGCCAAGUACAAGGCCCGGGAGGCGGCGCUGAAAGCCCAGUCGGAAAGGAAGCCGGGCGCCGAUCGCGAGGACCGGGGCAAGCUGCCCGAGUCGCCCAAGAGAGCCGAGGAGAUCUGGCAGCAGAGCGUCAUUGGCGACUACCUGGCCCGCUUCAAGAAUGACCGGGUGAAGGCCUUGAAAGCCAUGGAGAUGACUUGGAACAACAUGGAAAAGAAGGAGAAACUGAUGUGGAUUAAGAAGGCCGCUGAAGACCAAAAGCGAUACGAGAGAGAGCUGAGUGAGAUGCGGGCACCCCCGGCUGCUGCCAACUCAUCCAAGAAGAUGAAGUUCCAGGGAGAACCCAAGAAGCCUCCCAUGAACGGUUACCAGAAGUUCUCCCAGGAGCUACUGUCCAACGGAGAGCUGAACCACCUGCCACUGAAGGAGCGCAUGGUGGAGAUUGGCAGCCGCUGGCAGCGCAUCUCCCAGAGCCAGAAGGAACACUACAAAAAGCUGGCCGAGGAGCAGCAGAAGCAGUACAAAGUGCACCUGGACCUCUGGGUCAAGAGCCUGUCUCCUCAGGACCGUGCAGCGUAUAAAGAGUACAUCUCUAGCAAACGUAAGAGCAUGACCAAGCUUCGAGGCCCGAACCCCAAGUCCAGCCGGACUACCCUGCAGUCUAAGUCGGAGUCUGAGGAGGACGAUGAAGAGGAUGAGGAUGAGGAUGACGAGGACGAGGAGGAGGAAGAUGACGAGAACGGGGACUCCUCCGAGGAUGGCGGCGACUCCUCCGAGUCCAGCAGCGAGGACGAGAGCGAGGACGGGGAUGAGAACGAGGAUGAGGAUGAGGACGAGGACGACGACGAGGAUGACGACGAGGACGAGGACAACGAAUCCGAGGGCAGCAGCUCCAGCUCGUCCUCCUCGGGGGACUCCUCGGACUCUGACUCCAACUGAGGCUCAGCCCCACGCGGGGCGCCCCUCCUCGACUGACCACCUUUGUUUCUCUCCCAUGUUCUGUCCCCUGCCCCCUGGCCUCCCCCACUUUCUUUCUUUCUUUUUCUUUUUUCUUUUUUUUUAAAAAAAAAAAAACAAAAUACAGUGGGGAGAGGCACUGGAGGCGCCCAGGCUAGAACUCUGCGUCCUCAGAGCCAUCAGCCCUGGAGGGCCCUCCAGGGAGCGCAACCACCAGACUGAGCCACCACUGGACCGGCCCAGCCCACCCCUCUUUUGCACUCGCAGUUCCGGCAUGGACAAUGGACCUGGGAGUGGGAUCGGGGGUGGGUCCCAAAGAGUUCUCUGAGGCCCUCUACACCUGCAGCCCAACCCCUGGGAGGGCGGAAGCUUGGGGAAGGCCCCUUUGUUUCCAGAGGGGCUUGCAGCCUGGACCCCUACAUUGGAACUGGAGGCAGGGGACAUGGGAGAGGAGGGCGGGUGCCUAUGGGGAAAUAGGCACGGCCCCCCAGCCCUCUCCCCUGCCCCCUGCAGGAAGGAGCUGCCUGGACCCACUCACGAGGGGAGGGGGCAGAAGUGUUUUUUAUAUAUGUGUAUAUAUUUUUUUUUUUAAGCUCUGAGCUGUCAACGAGACGUUUCCUACCGAUCUCGGCUGCCGUCUCUGUUGUCAUUUCUGGGAGAGGGAGGGGGUAGGGGUUAGGUUUGGGACUUUUUUAAAACGGUCUUGAUGCGUGUGGAAAAGUGCGUGUGUGUGUGUGUGCGUGUGUGUGGCCUGUACAUAGCAUGGGUGCACCUGUGGAUGUGUGCAAAGGCACAUGUGUAUUUGUGUGUGUAAGAGAGGAGGAGGGGCCCACCUCAAGUCUGUGAAUCUGGUGAAAGGGUUGGUGCGGGCCGGGGUGACAUUGAUCCUGGUGGGGACAGGCUGGGUGGCCCCUUUCUCCAUAUCUUCUGCUUUGCCGAAUCUCGGAUUCAGUUUUGCGGGGUGACUGAAGCUCCUCUGAUGCUUCUCAUACUGGUUUCCUUCUGAGCUACUGCUGGUCUCCAAUAUCCAGCAGGAUGGCGGAGAGGGGAACAGACCAGGUAGAACCUUAAAGCUUUGAUUUGGUGGGAAAGGCCUCUGCAGCUCAUCUGAGAGGCCUCCCGGCCACCCUGGGCUCCGAGAAAUGUGUUGGAAGCUUGUAACUUACACGUCGCUCCUGCCUUUCCACCACAUCCUCCAGCUCCCCCACCCCCAUUUCCUUUGAUUUCUCAGGUCUGCCCACCUCCCCAAACCCACGGCUGGGGAAGAGGUCUGCAAAAGCUGUUUUUGCAGCUGUCCUAACCCUUCCCAGCCAUCCCCCCAAUUUUGGUACCCCGAUUCCUAGACUUUAAUAAGCCAAGCCACCUUGUCUCUGGGUUUAAAUUUGGGGGGGGGGGUGUUUUAAAUUUUGACUUAUUAUUUUUUUUAAACAAUCACAUCGUUGACCUAUCUAAUCGGGGCUUUGUGCUUUUCCACCUUCCCCUCUGAAUGAAAGCCAAGGGAUGGGGAAGAGUGGGAGCUCCGCCCAGGAGGCGGGCUGGGAAAGGUGGGUCCUGCUCCCAAAGGCAGGCGGUCCCGAUUUGCCUUGGACUUGGUGCUGGGAGUGGGGGGAGCUAGGGAGGGACACUUCCCACUCCCACUCCCCUUCCUUUGUCCUGAUCCUGGAAUUAGGUACAAGGGUUCAUAGGUUCUAUUUCUUCCGGAGAGCCCCUGCAGAGAACCCUGUUUCCCUGUUUGAAUGCUCCUGCGCUGUUGUGUUUUAGUGAAACGUGUCUUCACUUAAAACCAACUUCGAGCGGGGCACUGUUUCUUUCCCCCCGUUUUGAAAGUUGAAAAAUUCUUACAGUACAAACAGGGCUGUGGGGGGUGAGGGUGUUGGUGCUGUGAGAGGUCACUCUGAGUGCAUUUUGGCACUGGGAUGGGAUGGCUGGGGUGGGAGGACCCCGCUCCCCCCUCCUUUUUUCUAAUAUUUAAGGAGUGUUUUUGUAGGUUUCAACAACAACCACAACUUGAAUUUGUAACAUGGGAGGUGGGAGGGAAUGGCUUAGAGGUGUCCGCCUAAGCUUAAGGCCAACUGUGGAAGUUUUGUUUUCCCUUUUUUUGUACAAUAAAGUAAAAAAACAAAGGUU